AUGACUAAAAUAAAGAACAUAAAAGAAAUAUUUCGGCCAUUAUUACCAAAUGUAAAUAAAAAUAUUGUAAAGAAAAAUGUAUUGUAUUUUAUUAACCUAACUAAAUUUCAUGUAUAUGAACAGUUAUUAUUGGAAGAAAGUUUAUAUAGGUUAAGUAGUUUUUUAAGUGAAGGAUUAAAUAAUGUAGGUUUCGUAGUAGUAAAUAAUACAAUUAAUGAAAUAGAAGAAAACAAAAAUUAUUAUGAUAAAUCUGUUAUAUUAGGAAUUAGUGGUAAAAUAGAUGAUCAUAUAAAAGAUGUAAAUUAUAUUAAAGAAAAUAAAAUAUGUUUAAUUAAAAGAUUUACAGGAGGGGGAACAGUUUAUAUUAACAGAAAUUGUCUUUUAGUUUCAUUAAUUCUUCCUCAUAAUUUUUGUAAAUUAUUAAAUAUAUAUCCAUCUAAUGUAACAGAAUGGUCAUUUAAUUCAUUUUAUGGAAUGUUUCUAAACCAAAAAAAAAAUUCGCUUUUUAGCGAAAAUUUUGGUUAUCUUGAAAAUGAUUAUGUAUGUAAAAUUUAUGAUGAGAAAAGAAAAGAAAUAAAUUUAAAAAAAGUUGGUGGGAAUGCACAAGCUUUUUCUAAAAAUUAUUUUGUUCAUCAUACUUCUUUUAUAUGGUCUUGUAAUCAUAAUGAAAUGAAGAAUAUUUUAUUAAACCCAUUAAAACAACCAGCUUAUAGGAACAAAAGAAAUCAUUAUGAUUUUAUUGAAUCCCUUAAAUCAUGUUUACAAAAAUGUAUAAAAACUCCGGAUUCAUUUAUAAAAAAAUUAAUUUGUCAUAUAAGGAAAAUAGUAGACAUAAAAAAUAGUAAUGAACAAGAUGAUUUUUGGUUUUUUAACAAAAUAAACAUAAAUAUGAUUGAUAAUUCAUCUGAUUUUCAGUUCUUUGAUAAUUUAUAUUAUACUGAUUUUAGUUCAUUAAGGGAACUUUUUCUUUUAUAUAACAAUAACAUAUAUACAAAUAACUUAAGAUCAACAUAUUUUUUAGAUGUAGAAGGUAAUAGAGUUUCCGAUACUUACUAUAAAAUACCAUCCUUUAUUUUGACUGAAAAUAGUUGUAAAAAUAUAUUAAGAAAGUAA
Plasmodium gallinaceum is the source of this 1113-nucleotide messenger RNA. RefSeq names its product lipoate-protein ligase 2, putative (gene LipL2). Bases 1 to 1113 code for a protein of 370 amino acids. NCBI's taxonomy places the organism in Eukaryota, Apicomplexa, Aconoidasida, Haemosporida, Plasmodiidae. The transcript has a single exon. Gene Ontology annotation, cellular component: mitochondrion. The record is from RefSeq and is a predicted model, not a curated record.